Molecule: messenger RNA, 3148 nt
Organism: Sycon ciliatum
Lineage: Eukaryota; Metazoa; Porifera; Calcarea; Leucosolenida; Sycettidae
Product: MFS-type transporter SLC18B1-like
Exons: 1
Coding region: 1063-2346 (427 amino acids)
Biological process (GO): transmembrane transport
Molecular function (GO): transmembrane transporter activity
Source: RefSeq, a predicted model, not a curated record
AAAACCUUUUUCACGACUCCCUGGUUUGGGUGGGACUGUGAAAGUGCAUUCCCCUCUUGUUUGCUUGUUUGCCUCCAUUCUCUGCUCGACGACGAAGAAAGUGAGGCGUCCUCGCCUGCAUGGACUGGUGUGGAUUUUGACUGCCCCCCCCCCCCUCCCCUUUCUGCCCGCUUGGUAUCCCUGCGAAAGAAAACCGGACUGUAGUCUGUAGUCUGUAGAACGGCCUGGAUCUCCAGUCGUGUGAGAAUCUUUCAUUAGUGAAGUGAAGUCGACGAUUUCUCAGUUUAUCAUUAUACCGACACGUAACAUGAAGAUCUGUAAGUAAGUUAUCUGUAGUUGAAAGGAGGAUUGUUCGAGUAAGGCAACUGUUCCAGGGAGAGUCACCCGUGCUGAGCUGCAUUACAAUCAUGGUAAUAGUACAGUAGCAGUGCGCUAGAUCUAUGAUUGAUAGAGUCGCAGCUCUUCAGACAGCAAACAACGCUGGCACAUAGCGGUUAGUGCAGGGCUCACGUUCAACAAGACAACGACCAUGUAGAUCAAGACGUAGUCCUUCAGAUUAAUGAGCAUCUGAUCGCGAUGAUUUCGACUUGCCUCGGACACAGUUGCAGAGACUCACACUGUCACACUGUCACAGUCUGACUACUAGCCCUUCAAACACUACAGCCUGGACAGGUACUACUAGUAUGGAGUAUAUGUAUAAUGGAUGAAAUCCAGCAGAGUCGCAGUUGAAGAUUGUGGGAGAUGAAGCGAACCCACUUGCAGGAUAUCUGACACCACAAGCUGUAUGAGUAUGCUGGCACAUGACAGCCAGGCAGGAGAGACGGUGGAAAUGGACAAUUGGGCACCACCGAUAAUGACGAGGCAAUAGUGUAUCAUCCUCGUCGAAGAGGUAGCGUGGCCGAUGAGCACGUUGGAGAUCGUCAUGGAUCACAGUGUGCGACGGGCAUCGCAAGCACUGCCAGUACAGACCUCACCGAAAAAGAGCCCAGCGCAGCACCACCCCUUACACGCCUGCGCAAGUCUGUCAUAUUCCUAGUGCUUGGCCUAAAUGCAGUGUUCUCUAUGAUUUGCCUUAGCGUCAUGAUACCGUUCUUUCCGACAGAGGCAGCUCAGAAAGAUCCUCAUCCGAACAGCGUUGAAGGCCUGUCAGCCAUUGGUUUUGUAUUCAGCAUAACAGCAUUCAUGCAGUUCCUCACAGCCCUGGUCAUAGGUAAGAUACUGCCGCACAGUGGGCCAAAAAUCAUUAUCAUCCUCGGUGGCAUGCUGAUAAGUGGCUCAAUCGCUCUAUUUGGAUUCGUUAAUCGCAUUGAUGACUGGCCACAGUUUUUGGGCAUAUGCUAUGCUCUACGUGCAGUGCAAGGGGUUGGUACUGCAUUCGAGCUGACCGCAUCGUUUGCCCUGCUCUUCGGCAUCUUUCCUGCAUCGAUCAGUCUUGUUUCGGGACUCUUCCACGGCUUCAAUGGCCUGGGAUUUGCUAUUGGCCCGGCUCUGUCGGGUAGCAUUUAUGACCAGCACGGGUUUCUCCUGCCAUUCAUCAUCUAUGGUGGCAUUAUGGCUGCCAGUACAGCGGCCGUCAUGGUUUUACUACCCGGUGACAUUGAAAUUGAAGCGGACAGAAAGAGCAAGGACAUUUUCAUGGCUGCGUUGAAGCUUCCCGUGUCCGCGCUGUGGCUGGCGACAGCGCUUGUUGCGGGAGCGGCCGGAGGUUUGCUUGAGCCCGGAAUAUCACCGUAUCUACGUGACGAGUUUGGUAUUAGCCCGUCACACGUUGGGCUCAUAUAUCUACUGCAUUCCGGUGUCUUCAUCAUCACAGCACCGCUCACUGGCUACAUCGGUGAUCGCUACGUCAAACCAAAGCACCUGGUGAUCAUUGGUAGCUUUCUCCAUGGCGGUGCACUGGUGCUACUUGGUCCAGUGAAGACUGCAGGUGUCCUGUCGCCAGCGCUCUGGCGGUCGACACUGUCAAUGGCCAUCGUGGGCGGCGGAUUGGGAGUGACGCAAACAUGCCUGGUGCCGGGGAUGCUGAACGCACUGUACAAGGCCGGUUUCACUGACUCGGUAGAGCUACAUGGCACUGCAGCUGGCAUGAUCACAGGCUUCUUCUCGCUGGGCAUCGGUAUAGGACCGCUUGUCGGCAGCGCUCUCACUGGUGCCGUAGGCUUUCCAGAUGCAGCAGCCAUGUUUGCUCUUGUCCUUAUUGCCAACGGGUUUGCAUUCAUUGCAUUCAGUGUCUAUGAAUGUAUACGUGCGUUUGUGCGCAAGAGUGGUUCCUGUAACACUAAUGCUGACACACCUAGCGAGACCACUCCGCUUAUUCGUGAUAAUCAGGAUUCCACAGGUGUAUAGAGCUGUGGACGAUCCCGGUGCUGAGCGCACUUCUCCUGGCUUUGGUCUCCUGGUCAUAGUCACAAGUGUACACAGCAGCCGUGUAAGUUUGCUGAUGUGCACAGCGGCUGAUGUCCCAGAUUAGCAAGGACUCCUGAGAUAUUUUUUUCUUUUUGCUUGUUGAUAACUUAUAGACUCCGGUCAGGUUCUUGAGAAAUAUUUAUCGGGGUUGAGAGCAAGUAUCAAUAAAACUGUGAACGGUAUCAUUCCCCUGUUGAAUAAUACAACAAACUCUCCUCCUCCAUGCGCUCUAAAGCCGACCAUCACUACCCUCGGUAGCCAUUACUCACAGUCACACCAAUAAUUUCAAACAACGAAGGGGUCACAGGUAAAAGGAGAGAGCAAGUAGUUCUGUCAACACUGGCUUUAUAACUCCUGAGAUAUUAGUUUUGAUAUUGCUCUUUGCAGGAGGUGAUGCUUGUUUUUAGUUUUCUAGCUCCAUGUUGGUCUUCCCUUCUUCCUUUUGGUUGUCUGUGCCUGUGGUUGUCUGUGUUGAAUAUGUCUGUAGUGGUGCUGGAGAAUGUUGUUGUGGUCUGCCGUGCCACUGCCUUUGCCAAACUCUGGGGUCUCGGUUUAUUUUUAUUUAUUUAUGUAUUUAUUUCUGCACCUCGUGGCAUGUCAAGACAGCCAAUUGAAUUGAGGAGAGGGUGAGACCAACCACGGAAGAAGAGAAAAAAAGAAAAUUAAGAGCACGUACACAAAGUGGGAAGGGAUUAGCAACUUACAAAGCAAUGGGAUGCUCAGCGAGCUAUGCAGCGGAAGU